UCUCCUCCUCCUGCUGUUCUUCCUCUCAGUCCGGACAGCAGAGCACAUGCAGCGAGGACUCUCCGUCUCAGCACUUUCCUGAGUCUGCUGUGCGCGUGUGCAUGUGGCCCGCGUGCGAAUGUGAAUUAUUGAUGAGGACGCAGCCUCAGAAGGUCCUGCCGGGGCCGUCCUGCGAGUCUGGAAGGGUGUGAGUGUGUGUAUGUUUGUCAGUAGAGAUGGGGGAGAAGAGUGCAGUGCACCAGCAAAAACAGCCUCCUUAUGAUGGACUGUGCAACUACGCCCAAAAAAUCACGUCCUGCUUUGGACUGGAUGUCGCCCAUACACAGGAGUCUCACCACCAGACGGAGAAGCCUUUGAUUCGCUGUGCUAAAUGUGGAGAGUUGUGCAAAGGAGAGGUGUUACGAGUGCAGGCCAAACACUUCCACAUCAAGUGCUUCACAUGCAAAGUAUGUGGCUGUGAUCUGGCUCAGGGAGGGUUUUUCAUGAAGAAUGGAGAAUAUCUUUGCACUCUGGACUACCAGCGCAUCCACGGCACACGCUGUAACAUCUGUGGAGAGUUUGUGGAGGGAGAGGUGGUGACGGCGCUCGGAAAAACCUACCACCCAACAUGCUUUGUUUGCACAAUCUGCAAGAGACCGUUUCCAGCUGGAGACAGAGUCACUUUCAAUGGCAAGGACUGUUUGUGUCAGUACUGUGCAGAACCAAUGUCUCCGGGACCCACCAAAGAUGUCGUCGGACCCAGCAGUUGUGCAGGCUGUGGCAGAGACAUUAAGAACGGCCAGGCUCUGUUGGCUCUAGAGAGGCAGUGGCAUUUGGGUUGUUUUAAAUGUAAGGCCUGUGCCAAAGUAUUGACCGGAGAAUACAUCAGCAAAGACGGCGCCCCCUUCUGUGAGCGGGAUUAUCAGCUUCAGUUUGGAGUGCAGUGUGAAGCAUGUCAGCAGUUCAUCACAGGGAAAGUUCUGGAGGCAGGGGACAAGCACUAUCACCCCAGCUGUGCUCGCUGCAGCAGGUGUAACCAGAUGUUCACUGAAGGAGAGGAGAUGUACCUGCAAGGAUCAACAGUUUGGCAUCCAAGCUGUAAACAUUCACCUAGAGGCGAAGAGAGACAACGGCCGACACGCUCGUCGUCCGAGAGUAUAUGUUCCAGACCUGGUUCAAGCAUACCUAGCUCACCGGGUCACACCAUUUAUGCAAAAGUAGACAAUGAGAUCCUUGAUUACAGGGAUUUAGCAGCCAUUCCUAAGGUCAAAGCCAUUUAUGACAUUGAGCGUCCAGAUCUAAUCAACUAUGAGCCACUUUACACCACAUCCCUGGAUGAGUCCGAGGAGAGAGAGAGUGUGGCAGAGCUUCAGAGCUCCAGGAGAGAGUCUUCACCCAUGCCUGAUGACAGAACCAGAUCACCCACACCGUCUGCUGAAGGUUACUAUGACAUGAGAGAACGAAUCCUCCACAGGUCGACGAGUCAAGGCUCCAUUGGUUCACCCAUUUACAGCCGCCACAAUUACACGCCAACCCUGUCCCGCUCACCACAACAUUUCCACAGACCCGGUACUGUCGGAGUCUCCCAGCGGCCGCUGUGUGUCUCACCACAACAUUUCCACAGACCCGGCACUGAGCCGUCCAGCGGCAGGAGUUCUCCAGGCUCCAGCACUCCUCCUCUCCUUCUGACUCCUAAACAUUUCCACCUGCCAGAUCAAGGAAUGAACAUCUACAGGAAGCCCCCGAUCUACAAACAGCAUGGAACAGAUGGGAGAAGAAGGUCGAAAGAAGAGGAUGAGGAGGAGAUCCAGAAACGCAGGCAGAUUCAGGAGGAACAUCUCAACAAGAUUCAGUCUGGUUUAGGGAAAAUGAUCCUGAAAGAGGAGAUGGAGAAGGAGAAGAUCCGAGAGCGUCAUGCAAGGAGUCUGUCAGCACAACGCUACGAACACGGAAGCAAUCAAAGUUCACCAUCUAAAACCGGUUCAUUGCCUGGAUAUGGGCGAAAUGGACUGCACCGUCCUCAGUCCACUGAUUUCACUCAGUAUAACAGUUAUGGGGACGUGUGUGGUGGCAUGAGAGAGUUUCAGCCUAUGCAUGACGGUCAUCGAACACCCACUAGAAUGGACCGAGGAGUGUCUAUGCCGAAUAUGCUGGAACCAAAGGUUUAUCCAUAUGAAAUGCUAAUUAUAACCAGCCGUAGUCGCUCCAAACUGCCCAGAGAUGUGGACAGAACUCGACUAGAGCGCCACCUGUCUCCAGAAGUGUUCUUUGAAAUCUUCGGGAUGGAAAUUCAGGAAUUCAACAGGUUGCCUCUGUGGAAACGCAAUGAACUGAAGAAGAAAGCCAAACUCUUCUGAGCAGGAAAUCUGCGCACAUCUGCACACGCUCACCUGAUGUAUCACACACAGCUGUUUACUCCUCCUCCGGUGUUUCUCGCCUAUAACUAUAGCCAGAAGAAAGUCCCAUGCUGCAAUAUUAUCAUACGAUGUCAGUCUGGAACAAACGGAGGGUCCAACCUACUCAUCUAUACAUCUCCAAAAUGUGUAACACUUUAUUUAUUAUACGACUCUCUGUUCCUUUAACCCUUUAACAUGCAUCAUAACCUCCUGAUUGACCUUUUGUCCAUAGGUUAUUUAAAAAAUCUAAAAUGCUUAGAGUGGUUCAAUUUAAUCCAAGACAUGAGUGCACUUUAAAGGAGACCUAUUAUGCAGCUUUUUACAAAAUGAAAAAUAUCCGAUGUCCCUAGAUAAUAAGAAUAUUAAAAUACCCCACAGAUAAUGUUUUAUAACUCUUUGGAAUGGCCCCUUUUAGGAUUUGAUCCUAAAAACUGACCCUUCGCUAAGCCCUGCCCUCCUUAGUUAUUGUUGGUACGCCUGUCAAGCUUUCGUAUCUGGCACGUCUAUUACAAUAUGUAUGCACCGGUGUCAGACAUUCCCAGCGAUAUAAUUAGUCAAUUUGGUGAACAGGUGAGAUAUCUGAGAAAGCCAGACAAAAAAAGGACUGUAGUAUGCAUUACAGGGGUAUAUUCACGACAUAAUACGCAACCUUAAAGGGCACCUAUGGUGAAAAAUCUACUUUUCAAGCUUUUUGCACAGACAUGUGUGUAGAUAUAGUGUAUAGACAGUCAUAUUGGGGUGAUAUAAACACACCCAGUCCUUUUUUUUUUCAAUUUAACAACAUAAAAACAGUGGACCAAUUGGAUCGGUUUUCAGAUCGACCGCAACUUGACGUAGGAGUGCGGAUAUGGCUGAUAAAUGGCGAAUAAUUGUUUGCUGUUGGGUUUGGGUCCUUCCGAGGUGCACCCAGCUCUAUGAGUUCUACACCUGGAUGAUGGAAGCUUUCAGCGGUGCUUCCGACUGAGCCGAGCCCAGUUUCGUCAGCUGUUGUUCCGUGCCAGCAGCACGAUUUCCCCUCGGGACACCAACAACAGGAGCUACGUCGUAAUCACACCUGUACUAGAGCAAGCUCCUGAUUGGUUAACAUGGCAGGAAUGUCCGCUAAAGUUAAGAUUUUCCAAAUCAAACAAUUUGUGCAUUAAGCGUGUCAAAACGGUAAAUUCAAGAUGUGUCAUUCGUGCAAUUCAUGCCGCCUCAUUUGCGUAGAUUGACACCGGAUGUCUAAUCGCAUCUUUGCAUUGACUUAAAUGUAAAAUACUCAUAAUGGCAGAUGGCUGCUUCUCACUCAGGGCUGUCUAUGCUAAUCAUCACUAAUGGGCGGGGCUUUCACCCUCUGAUGACACGUACAAAGGGAGAAUGUCAAUCAAAGUGUUUCUGCAGACUGUUUUUAUCAAGUGUGAUUAUAUAAAAUAAAAUUAUUACAUUUUUACCAUUAUGAGCUGGCUAUAAUUAGAGACUCUUACCACAGAACUGUGCUUAAACCCUUUAUAAAAGUGAUUUGUGCAUUAUAGGUCCCCUUCAAAGGGUUACUUUUCCGUCUUCCAAAAAUGUUCUCCUCCUUUUCUUCUUUGUUCUUCGUUUAUGUCUUUGUAAAUCAUGUUAGUGCAGGUCUGAUGAUCGAAACCUUUAUAUAUUUGCAGCCAUAAUCCAUUUAAUUCCUUUUUCCAGCAAAGACUCAUCUGUUUACGUCACUUUUCAGUUCAGAAAGAGAUUGUAGAUGCUACACUGUGCGGAUUUCUAUGAGUUUUGAAUGCAUUCAAAGAGACUUAAUCCAUACUGGCACAUAUCCAUGUAUUCACUCUUUACUAUACUGUACCAGCCUCCAAAACAUCUGUAAAACUACAGGUCAGGUGUGUCAUUUCUGUGUCAAUAUAGCGGACAACAACAACAAAAACAUUUUCAUGAUCAUUCUGGAUCUGGUUAUGCUUCUCAAAGCAGUAACAUUUCAUUUUAAUAUUACUGGUGGUGCAAAAAUGACACACUUGACUGUGCUUUCUGAUACUAUUUUACCUGUUGAUUCAAUGCUGAUGUCCCUAUUGUAUAUUUAAAGAAUAGAAUACAAAGUUAAGGUAAAAAAAUAAACUGCAUUUGACUUGGUUUUUUAUUUGAAAAGCUGAUACUCACUGCCAAUUUAUUGUAUUUCAACUGUAUUUCUGAGAAAAGGGAAAUGUUUCCAUGUGUGAUCUCUCAGUAAAACCAAAGGCAUUACAAGAGAACGGGCUCUCGUAGUCUACAGCUGUUUUUAUUUCAUCCACAUGAAUCAUAUUGGACGUAUUAUUGCGUGGUGUUUGAGUAAACUUGACUGAAUACUGAAUUAUUAGUCAGCCCAAAAUGAAAACGUGAAUUCAGAUCACAAC
This is a messenger RNA of Danio aesculapii, 4732 nucleotides long. It is a transcript of the gene ablim1a, whose product is annotated as actin binding LIM protein 1a. NCBI's taxonomy places the organism in Eukaryota, Metazoa, Chordata, Actinopteri, Cypriniformes, Danionidae. The transcript has 24 exons. Gene Ontology annotation, cellular component: stress fiber; actin cytoskeleton. Bases 216 to 2336 code for a protein of 706 amino acids. Gene Ontology annotation, molecular function: actin filament binding. The record is from RefSeq and is a predicted model, not a curated record. Gene Ontology annotation, biological process: lamellipodium assembly; cytoskeleton organization; cilium assembly.